This is a messenger RNA of Trichomonas vaginalis G3, 393 nucleotides long. RefSeq lists its product as uncharacterized. The record is from RefSeq and is a predicted model, not a curated record. Bases 1 to 393 code for a protein of 130 amino acids. Lineage: Eukaryota; Parabasalia; Trichomonadida; Trichomonadidae. The transcript has a single exon.
AUGAGUUCGAGAAACAAGAAACGUGAAGAUUUAUUAGAGAGAUUAAAGAUACUUAAAAACAAGCUCCAUGCAGAGCACUUGAAUUGGGUAUCUCCUAACAAUAAAAUAGAGAAAUUCGAACCUGUCGAAAUUAAACCAUCAAAAAUGCCUUCAAAUACAAAAGCAUCAACUGAAAGUUUGCGAAAGAAAUGGCGUGAAAUAUUGGUCGAUCAGAAAAUACAAAAAAUUCAAGAUUACCGCACGAAAGAUGAAUUCCUUUCUUUAUGGAAGUACAUCAAGGGAUAUCAAGUUAAUGAGCCACCAAACUUAGAUAAUAUAUUUUAUAUUAAUAACGAAGAUUUCAUCAAAGCUCAAAGUUACGCUAUUCAUGAACUUAUUGAAACAGAUAUUUAA